Molecule: messenger RNA, 1128 nt
Organism: Symbiodinium natans
Lineage: Eukaryota; Dinophyceae; Suessiales; Symbiodiniaceae
Source: the annotation of a GenBank genome assembly
AUGGCAAGUGCGCAGCCACAGACGCCAUCGGCGAAUCGCCACCAGCAUGUGAGCCGCCGCAAUAAAAAUAUCCCACAGCACCUGCGACUGACCGGACGAAGCUUGGAAGAGAGGCUUCGGGGUCUCUUAAGUCGCCUGGGGAGCGAGCAGCGACGGCAGAUGCUCUCCAAGUUGACGCAGGCACAGCGCCAGAGGCUCGAGCAGCGCCUUCUGGCCAAGCAGUGCGAAAUCCAGCGGAAGAGCUGGCAAGGCUUCUCAGUCGCUGCAUGCGAUGAGGGAGCAGAUCCUGGCAUGAGAUGCGACCGGCUGCCAUCAGCUCGACAAGGUCGAAGCUGUGAGCCAUGCCCCGAUUGCCGGGCAUGGUGUUUGUCAGCUUUGUCCGUGCAGCAAGUGGCCGCCUGCCCACAGUGCCCAAAGCCAAGAAAGCUCGACACGAGGAAGCUGCUAAAGGCAAGCUUGGUGCAGGUCCGCGGCCAGAAGAGGAAGCAAGGAGUCUGCAAGCGCAAGUUUGCAGGCCACAUCAGCUAUGAGGUUCUCUGUAGAGCUGGGCCUUUUUGCUUGAGCACGAAGUGGACAAGAAGCCGGGAAGUUGCGGAGCAGUAUGCGCAGGUCCUGAAUGGAAUCCGACAGAGGGUUCUCCAGUCCGAUGCCGCCGAGGAGGUGCGCUUUCGAGAAGCCAUCGCCGAAGAGCUGCGGCACACUGGCCUAAGAGCGAGGGAGGAUCUCAGCCUGGCCUUCGUUGCGCACGUUGGCGCACGAUACUGGGUUGGGCGGACCCUUGAAACACCCCGCUUCGCUGCCUCGGGCGCCGAUCUUGAGCGGGGCCUCAUGGCGUAUCGACGCCUCCGAGAGGCUCGCAUGGCGGUCUUUGAGGGGGCUUGCAAUGAGCUCUCUCUGCUCAUGAAGCACAGCCCAGGCGAGUUGAGCGAGGCUUGGCAGCGCCUCCGUGUGGUGUACCUGGACAUCUGGGAACAAGCAGGCCAUUCUCGGGAGCGGGUGGCUCGCCGACUGGACUGUUUGGAGGCCAAGCAAAGGCCUCGGCGCUUACAGGCCGAGCAGCGCUGGCGUGCCCGACACGCAGAGCUUCCUGCAUCGAGGAAUCUCGUUUGGCCGACGCAGGUUUCAUGA